This is a messenger RNA of Fonticula alba, 4071 nucleotides long. RefSeq names its product TKL protein kinase. Gene Ontology annotation, biological process: protein phosphorylation. The record is from RefSeq and is a predicted model, not a curated record. Bases 1 to 4071 code for a protein of 1356 amino acids. NCBI's taxonomy places the organism in Eukaryota, Rotosphaerida, Fonticulaceae. Gene Ontology annotation, molecular function: ATP binding; protein kinase activity. The transcript has 2 exons.
AUGACCCACGGCCGCGCCGCCCAGCUGCCCACCCGGCUGCAUGUCCUGGCCACGCUGGAGGCGCACCCGGGCCCGGUGCACUACCGAGCGGUGAACCUGCUCAUCCAUGCCAACUGGCCCGGGGCUCUGGUCCUGGCCACCGGGACGACGCUCCUGCUGGCGCCGCUCUACUGCCCGACCAGGGCCUCCAGCCAGCUGUGCUUCCUGCGCCCGGCCAGCAGCCACACCCUGCCGGGGCCGUGGGCCGCCCUGUCGGACUCCGGCAUGGUGCCCCUCAGCUUGGCCUCGGGCCCGGCGCCCACCCCCGGCCCGGCGGCCGCCAUCCACUCGACCCCCUCGCCGGAGCGCACAUCGCUGCUGGCGCUUCUGACCACGGGGCAGGGGCCCCUCUGGCGGCUGGACAUCCUCCUGGAGGCCUGCGACUCGAGCACCUGGGGCAUGCCAUCCUCCUGCGGCCCCUGCCACGCGCGGUGCGCCACCUGCACCGGGCCCGGGCCGGAGGAUUGCACCGCAUGCGCGCUCCUGGCCAAUGGCCAGCCCCUGGAGCCCCCCUGCACGGACACCUGCCCGGCCGGCCUGCUCAUGACCGGCAUCAACGCCUGCACCUGCCACGAGAAGUGCCUCACCUGCGCGGGGCCCCUGUCGGGGCGCUUCCACUGUGUCGAAUGCAUGGCCGGCUUUGUCAAGUCCACCUCGGUGGCCGACGUGGACUGGUGCCUGGCGUGCGCUGCCUCCUGCGCCACGUGCUCCGCCGAGUCCGAUGCCGGUGCCUGCCUCUCCUGCCAGGGUGGCCUGCUCCUGUCGGGCAGCACGUGCGUGAGCGCCUGCCUGGCCGGGCACUGGCCCGACCUGCCGAGCUCCAUGUGUCGCCCCUGCCCGGAGGGCUGCACAGCCUGCACCUCGGGGACCGCCUGCACCGGCUGCCGGGAGGGCCACUUCCGCCGCGGCGGCGCCUGCCUCCGCUGUGACGGCUCGUGUGUCUCCUGCCAAGAUGCCGCAUCCUGCGAGGUGUGCCGGCCGGGGCUGGUGUUCCUGUCGGCCGAUCCGCAGCAGGCGUCCCUCUGCGGCGGCACCUGCGCCCCGGGCGAGUAUGUCGGCGCCGGCCGGUGUGCCGCGUGCCAUGAGUCUUGUGAGCUGUGCGACCAGGCGGCCGCCGCGUGUCGGGUGUGCGCGCCAGGCUUCCGCUGGGGCGCGGUCCCGGGCCCCGGCGGCACCGGCACGUGUGUCCCCUGUGAUCCUGGGUGCGCCUCCUGCACGAGCGCCGCCUGCCAUGCCUGCCUGCCGGGCCUUGUCUUGGACUCGAGCAACGCGUGCGUGGCCGCCUGCCCGGCCGGGUCGUUCAGCAACGGCGAGUCGUGCCAACCAUGCGACGUGUCUUGUGUCGCCUGCGCCGGUGGCAUGGGCAACCAGUGCACGGGCUGUGCCGCCGGGCUGGAGCUUGUCGAGGUCACUCCCGGUGUCGGCACCUGCGAGUCGGGCUGCCCGGAGGGCCAGUACCGCCAGGGCACGGACUGCCUGCCCUGCGACGCGGCCUGCGCCACGUGCAACGGCCCCACGGACAAGGACUGCUGGCGGUGUGCCUCCGGCGUCCUGCAGGGGGGCGACUGCGUGCAGGCCUGCGCCGCCAGGCAUGUGGCCAUGGCCGACCGGUGCCUGCCGUGCCAUGUCUCCUGCGCCGAGUGCAUGGGCACUCGGAGCACCGAGUGCCUGCCGGACUGCGCCCCCGACUUGCUGGCCCUGCCGGCCGGGCAGUGGCCCAUGCGCUGCGUGCCGGCCUGCCCGGCCGGGUACCACACCUCGGCGGCCGGGUGCGCCCCCUGCGGCGCGCACUGCGCCAGCUGCCCGGAGUCGAACGACACGUGCGCCCUGUGCGAGCGCGGGUGGCUGCUGGACGCGCCGAGCUGCGUGGCCGAGUGCCCCCCCUCCUCGGUGGCGCAGGGCGGGCUGUGCGCCACCUGCCACGCCACCUGCGCCACGUGCUACGGGCCGGAGCCGGGGCACUGCCUCACCUGCGGCCCGGCGUCCCCGCUGCUGGUCGGGGGCACCUGCUUCGAGGCCUGCCCGGAGGGGACCUUCCAGGUGGCCAGCGCCUGCCAGCCAUGCGACGGGAGCUGCGCCGCGUGCGCCGGCCCGAGCGGCACCGACUGCACCCGGUGCCCCGGUGACCGGGCGCUGCUGUCAAGUGGCGCGUGCGCCGCGUCCUGCCUGCCGGGCGAAUACCCCGCCGGGGACCCCGGCGGCGGGGCCGGCCGGGUGUGCGCGCGAUGCGACGGCUCCUGCGCCACGUGCUCCGGGCCGUCGGCCGCCGAGUGCACGGCCUGCCCGCCGGGCCGGCUGCUGCUGCUGCCCGACCACACGUGCGUCAGCACCUGCCCGGCUGGGCACCUUGCCUGCGAUGCGACCCGGGAGUGCGAGGCCUGCCCGGCCGGGUGCACCCACUGCCAGGGCGAUGCCAGCUGCCGGGCGAUGUGCACCGCGUGCGAGGAUGGCCUUCUCCUCUCGGGCAUGGCCUGCGCGGCCAUCUGCCCGGCGGGGCACUUUGCCCCGGCCGGGUCGCGCAUCUGCGAGCCCUGCGACGGUGCUUGCAACACGUGCACCGAGCGGCCGGACAGGUGCACCAGCUGUGCGGCGGGCUUCCUGCUGCCGGCGGAGGGGGCCUGCGCCGGCGCCUGCCCGGCCGGCUCGGCGCCCCUGUCCACGCCGGACCGGGUGUGCCUGGCGUGCCCGGCCGACUGCGAGCAGUGCACCGCGGCCGGUGGCCAGGCCGGCUGCACUGUAAAUGACGACGGGUCGCUGGCGUGCCCGAGCGUGGGCUCGUGCUCGCGCUGCGCCGCGCACUUCCUGCUGCUGCAUGGGGCCUCCUGCGUCGGGUCCUGCCCGGUGGGCAUGUACGACGGGUGGGAGGCCUCGCCGGCGGCCUGCCUCGCGUGCCGGGCCGGCUGCGCCGAGUGCACCGGGCCCGAGGAGGCGGACUGCGUGCGGUCGGCCGGGCCCUCCUCGCGCGGGCUGGCCCUCGGCCUGGGCAUCGGCCUGGGCCUGCUGAUGCUGCUGCUGCUGCUGGUGGCGCUGCUGGUCCUGCUGUGGCGGUACCGCCGGGCGGCCAAGUCCGGGGGCAUGGACCGCAUGGAUGAUGAGGACGCCACCGUCAUGAACACCAUCGUGGAGCUGUCGCUCCCGGGCAGCAUCCUGGUGAGCAUUGCCAAUGACUUCGCCCCGCUGAACGAGGAUGCGCUGGGCGCCGGGACCCAGGCGUCGGUCUACGCGGCGCGCGCCGUCGGGGCCGGCAUCUCCGACCGGCUGGGCUGCCCGGGCACCGUGGCCAUCAAGCAGCUGAAGGCCGAGCGCAUGACCCCCACCCAGGUGACCCUCUUCCAGAACGAGGUGGCGCUGAUGUGGCUGCUGCGCGACGCGCCCAACAUCGUCCGGCUGUACGGCUACAGCGACCAGCCGCCGGCCAUGGUGAUGGAGCGCUACCACACGGACCUGGCCACGCUGCUGCACUCGGAGGUGCCACUGGCGCCGCACGUCCUGCUGGACAUCGUGCAGCAGUGGGCCACCGGGCUGGAGGCCAUGCACGCGCAGGGCAUCGCCCACCGGGACCUGAAGCCGGGCAACGUGUUUGUCAGCCAGCGCCCGGACGGCGCAUGGACCGCGGCCCUCGGCGACCUGGGCACCACCCGCAACCUCAACACCGACCGGUCGUCCACCCUGGUGAGCCAGGCGCCGGAGCUGAAUGCCCUGACGGCGCGGUACGCGGCGCCGGAGGUGCUGGCCGCCUUCCAGCGGAAGCGCCCGCUGGACCCGGAGCUCCUGCUCCCGGCGGACAUCUACAGCGCGGCCAUCAUGCUGUGGGAGUGCCUCACGCGCACGGUCCCCUGGAAGGCACUGAACUUCGAGCAAAUCGCCACCGGGGUCCUGUCCGGCGACCGGCCAUCCGCCCCCGCGGCCUUCGAGGCCCUGGACGACCUGCUGACGCUGGCGUGGGCCGCGAAUCCGCAUGCCCGGCCGCUGGCCGCGUCGCUGCGGCAAAAGUCCGCCAUGCUGGCGGUCCUGUCGGGCCCCGGGCCCUGA